UUUGUUUACUUGUCAACCAAUAGUAGAGACAAAUUCGAGACAUCCUCUUCUUCUUCUUCCUUUUUCUUCACUCUUCUUUUUUUCUUUAGUUUUCUUUGGAUAGUAAUUAUGGAAGUGACUGGAAUUGGUAGCUUGGUUGGUGGGGAAGAAUGAAUGCUGUGAAAGAGAUGCAGACCCAACUCGGUCCUGGAGAGAGAAACACACACUCAUCUCUCUCUCUCUCUCUCUCUCUCUCUCUCUCUCUCUCUCCUCCCUCAUUAUCAUUGUUCAGACAUUACAAACUACACAGAGGUUAGAGAGAGAAAGAAAGGGGAGAGAGAGAGGGCAUGCACGUGGUUCAGCAUCAGUUUAAGUGGAGGCAAAAAAACUGCUGAAUUUCCAGACUAUUAUAAGCAGUUACAUUAAAUUUUGACUCCCACUCUCUCACCUGCUUCCUUUCCAACCAAGCCAAACCCUCCACAGCUCACACAUACACACACCAUUUUGCUCCAUUUUCUUUUCCCUUUCACAGUUAACCCCGUAACUCCCUACCUCCCAUUACUUUUCUCUGUUUCUCCUCCAUUGUUUCAAGCCAAAAAACUAAAAUUUUGGUGCUUUGGUUCGUUCCAGAAGCCAAAACGCUUCAUAAAUCUUGGAUCUUUGGUUGUUCCUGAAUCCUGAGCAUCCACUGAGACAAACCCAGAAGCCAAAAUUUCAUCUUUUUGUGCAAAUGUGGUGGAAUUCUCAGAGAUUUCUGCAAUUCCAGCAAAACCCAGAAGUGAAAUUUUUUUCUUCUUUACCAUGAUCGUGAUGGGGCGUUUCGGAUACUCGAAAGAAAGUGCAACAAUGGAGGCAAAGUAGCAGUCAGAUCUUAUCUGCUUCAGAUCCAAUUACCAUAAUGCCAAACGGGUAGACCCCUUCUUUUACCGCACACAUUUACUGUAUAGAUUUGUAAGUAGCAUGAGAAAGAUUCAUACUUUUCGCCUUUCUCAUGCCCUUUUGUGCUUUGUUGUUGCUUUAUUUUUGGCAAUAAUUGAUGUUACUUCAGUAACUGAGAAGGAGAUUUUACUUCAAUUCAAAGGGAAUGUAACAAAUGAUCCGUACAAUCGUUUAGGCUCAUGGGUUUUUACUGGGAAUCCUUGCAAAGAUUAUGGUGGUGUGUUCUGUAACUCUGCUGGGUUUGUAGAUAAGAUAGUUUUGUUGAACACUAGCAUUGGUGGAGUGUUGUCUCCGGCUUUGUCCGGGUUGAAAUACCUGAGGGUUUUGACAUUGUUUGGGAACAGAUUUUCGGGAAGUAUACCGAAUGAGUAUGCCGAGAUUCGAACACUGUAUAAGAUCAAUUUUAGUUCAAAUGCGUUAUCUGGGUCGAUUCCAGAGUUUAUAGGUGACUUGCCUAGCAUUAGGCUUCUUGACUUGUCAAGGAAUGGUUUUACUGGGGAGAUUCCAUCGGCUUUGUUUAAGUACUGUUACAAAACCAAGUUCGUUUCUUUGUCUCAUAACGCUCUUUUGGGUUCAAUGCCGGAAUCGUUGGCGAAUUGCUCGAAUCUUGAAGGGUUUGAUUUCUCUUUCAACAAUCUCAGCGGUGGCAUACCUUCGCGAAUUUGCAAUAUUCCCAGGUUAAAUUAUUUGUCACUAAGAAGCAAUGCGAUGUCAGGGAGCGUUGUGCAGCAGCUUUCAGCUUGCCACAGCUUGAAACUACUGGAUCUCAGUAGCAAUUUGUUUACUGGUUCGGCACCAUUUGGGGUUCUUGGAUUGAGCAAUCUUACUUAUUUCAAUGUAUCGCAUAAUGAGUUUAACGGGAAGGUUCCUGAUAUUACAACUUGUAGUGAGAGAAUGGAGUCUUUUGAUGCUUCAUGGAAUGUGUUGGACGGAGAGGUUCCUCCAAGUAUUACAAACUGUAGAAGUCUCAAGGUUUUGGAGUUGGGGUACAAUGAGCUGGAUGGGAGCAUCCCAGAUGUGCUCGGGAAUCUGGUUAGGCUUGUCGUGAUCCAAUUGUGUAAUAAUUCAAUAAGCGGAACUAUUCCAGAAAAGCUUGCAAGCAUUCAGCUGCUUCAGGUCUUGGAUUUGCACAAUCUCAACCUUGUUGGUGAAAUACCCCAUGAUAUAAGCAAUUGCAUGUUUCUGCGUGAGCUGGAUGUUUCUGGUAACUCGUUGGAGGGAGAAAUUCCUCAAGGUCUUUACAACAUGACUAACCUUGAAAUCCUUGACCUCCAUAAAAACCAGCUCAAUGGAAGCAUCCCACCAGAUGUAGGAAAUCUGUCCAGCUUACAAUAUCUGGAUCUUUCACAAAAUUCACUUUUGGGGUCAAUUCCUUCUUCCCUUGGAAACCUAGCAAAGUUGACUUAUUUUAAUCUCUCCUCCAAUAAACUCUCAGGCACCAUUCCUGCAGCUAUUCAAGGUUACGGCUCCUAUGCAUUUAUAAAUAACCCCUUCCUCUGUGGUGCUCCAUUGGACACGCCUUGCUCAGCAACUGGUAAUGGUACUAUCACUCCCACUUUGAGAAAACCCAAGGCUCUUCGUGUGCCUGCCAUCUUUGCAAUUGUUGCCGCUGCAGUGAUUCUUAGUGGAGUAUGUUUGGUAUGCAUUAUGAACGUCAAAGCCCACAGAAAGAAGCAAGCCGAUGUGACAUUGGUUGUCGAGAGCACACCACUUGGCUCCACUGAUUCAAAUGUUAUAAUCGGGAAGCUGGUUCUCUUCAGCCAAAGUUUGCCCUCAAGGUAUGAAGACUGGGAGUCCGGCACAAAAGCUUUGCUUGACAAAGAAUGUAUAAUAGGUGGUGGAUCAAUUGGUACAGUCUACAGAACAAAUUUUGAAGGUGGCAUCUCAAUUGCAGUAAAGAAGCUCGAGACUCUGGGAAGUAUCAGAAAUCAAGAUGAAUUUGAGCAAGAAAUUGGACGACUGGGCAACCUUCAGCAUCCCAAUUUAGUAGCAUUUCAAGGUUACUAUUGGUCGUCGACAAUGCAGUUGAUGCUAUCAGAAUUUGUCCCGUAUGGGAAUUUGUAUGACAAUCUACACGGUCUUCAUUAUCCGGGACCAAGCACUAGCAGAGGCAAUAGUGAACUGUAUUGGUGUAGGCGAUUUAAGAUUGCUUUGGGAACGGCUAAGGCGCUUGCCUACCUUCACCAUGACUGUAGACCUCCUAUUCUCCAUCUCAACAUUAAAUCCACCAACAUACUACUAGAUGAGAAAUAUGAGCCAAAGUUGUCUGAUUAUGGGUUAGGUAAAUUGCUUCCCAUGUUGGAUAACUACGGUUUAACCAAAUUCCACAAUGUUGUUGGGUAUGUUGCACCAGAGCUGGCUCAGAGUCUGAGACUAAGUGAGAAAUGUGAUGUCUAUAGCUUUGGAGUGGUUCUUUUGGAACUGGUCACAGGGAGGAAACCGGUAGAGAGUCCAACUGCAAAUGAGGUGGUGGUUUUGUGUGAAUAUGUUAGGGGAUUAUUGGAGACUGGCUUUGCAUCAGAUUGCUUUGACAGAAGCUUAAGGGAUUUUGUAGAGAAUGAACUGAUCCAGAUGAUGAAAUUAGGGUUGAUUUGUACAUCCGAGCUCCCUUCGAAAAGACCAAGCAUGGCUGAGGUUAUACAGGUUCUUGAAUCCAUCAGAAACGGAUUGGAGGCUUAGCUUGUCAAAGUAAAUCGAUAAAUUAUGCUCUUGCCUCAGCAUCGGAUCAAUGAUGCAUCUUCGCCGGAGCAGAGGUCAGAAAGAUAGUUACCUGAAAUGGUUGGAUUAGUUGGGGAGAGUAGGAGGGUUUUUGAAUAUAGGAAAAAUAGAUACAAUUCAUUGUAUUCAUUUGGGGUUUACCAAAAUCAAUUGUUUUCAUACAUUUUUCAAUCCUGCAAAUAAGAACAUUCAUUUAUUGUAUGUCAUUGAGGGAUAAAUUAAUACUUAAUAAGAAAUGUAGUAACAUUUUGUUCUGGUU
Malus domestica (apple) is the source of this 3895-nucleotide messenger RNA. Its product is annotated as probable LRR receptor-like serine/threonine-protein kinase At1g12460. NCBI's taxonomy places the organism in Eukaryota, Viridiplantae, Streptophyta, Magnoliopsida, Rosales, Rosaceae. Gene Ontology annotation, biological process: protein phosphorylation. The record is from RefSeq and is a predicted model, not a curated record. Gene Ontology annotation, molecular function: protein kinase activity; ATP binding; protein binding.